Molecule: messenger RNA, 2577 nt
Organism: Lepus europaeus (European hare)
Lineage: Eukaryota; Metazoa; Chordata; Mammalia; Lagomorpha; Leporidae
Product: keratin-associated protein 16-1-like
Exons: 2
Coding region: 746-2449 (567 amino acids)
Source: RefSeq, a predicted model, not a curated record
CAGGCUGGGUGAGGGCCUUGGGCAGGGUGAGGGUCCGGGCUGGGUGAGGGUCCAGCGGCAUCUGAUCUUUCACCUCCCGGCUCAGGUCCUGUUUCUCCUUCAUCUUCCACUUCCUUUCCAAACUCUGAGCUGUACCUGGUUGGAAUUAUGCUCACACGUCCUGUCACACAUCUUGUGACGUGUCCUGGUGUCACACAUCCUGCCACAUGUGCUGUCCCACAUCCUGUCCUGUCUUGCCACUAUCUGCUGUCCCACGUCCUGCUCCCGUGUCCUGUCACACAUCCUGUCCCAUGUCCUGCUGUCUCGUGUGCUGUCCCACAUCCUGUCCUAUGUCUUGUCACAUGUCCUGCUGUCUCGUGUGCUGUCCCACAUCCUGUCCUAUGUCUUGUCACAUGUCCUGCUGUCUCGUGUGCUGUCCCACAUCCUGUCCUAUGUCUUGUCACAUGUCCUGCUGUCUCGUGUGCUGUCCCACAUCCUGUCCUAUGUCUUGUCACAUGUCCUGCUGUCUCGUGUGCUGUCCCACAUCCUGUCCUAUGUCUUGUCACAUGUCCUGCUGUCUCGUGUGCUGUCCCACAUCCUGUCCUAUGUCUUGUCACAUGUCCUGCUGUCUCGUGUCCUGUGUCCUGCACUCAUCCUGUCACAACCCUACUGUUGUGUCCUGUGUCCUGUCACAUCCUAUCACCCGUCCUGCUCCCGUGUCCUGUCACACAUCCUGUCACUGUCCUGCUGUCUUGUGUUCUGUCCUAUGUUGUGUCCCAUGUCCUGCUGUCUUGUGUCCUGUCCCAUGUCCUGUCACACAUCCUGUCACCGUCCUGCUGUCCCAUGUUCUGUCCCACGUCUUGCUGUCUUGUGUUGUCCCGUGUCCUGCCACACAUCCUGUCCCGUGUCCUGCUGUCCCAUGCCCUGUCACACAUCCUGUCACCAUCCUGCUAUCCCGUGUCCUGUCACACAUCCUGUCACUGUCCUGCUGUCUUGUGUUGUCCCGUGUCCUGCCACACAUCCUGUCCCAUGUCCCGCUGUCCCGUGUCCUGUCACACAUCCUGUCACCGUCCUGCUGUCCCGUGUCCUGUCACACAUCCUGUCACCAUCCUGCUAUCCCGUGUCCUGUCAUACAUUCUAUCCCAUGUCCUGCUGUCCCGUGUCCUGUCACACAUCCUGUCACCAUCCUAUCCCGUGUCCCGUCAUACACCCUGUCCCAUGUCCUGCUGUCCCGUGUCCUGUCACACAUCCUGUCACCGCCCUGCUGUCCCGUGUCCUGUCACACAUCCUGUCCCAUGUCCUGUCACACAUCCUGUCACCGCCCUGCUGUCCCGUGUCCUGUCACACAUCCUGUCCCGUGUCCUGUCACACACCCUGUCACCAUCCUAUCCCGUGUCCCAUCAUACACCCUGUCCCAUGUCCUGCUGUCCCGUGCCCUGUCCCAUGUCCUGCUGUCCCGUGUCCUGUCACACAUCCUGUCACCAUCCUGCUGUCCCGUGUCCUGUCACACAUCCUGUCACCAUCCUGCUAUCCCGUGUCCUGUCACACAUCCUGUCACCAUCCUGCUAUCCCGUGUCCUGUCACACAUCCUGUCACGUCCUGCUGUCCCAUGUCCUGUCCCACAUCCUGUCACCAUCCUAUCCCGUGUCCUGUCACCGCCCUGCUGUCCCGUGCCCUGUCCCGUGUCCUGUCCCGUGCCCUGUCACAGAUACUGUCACCAUCCUGCUAUCCCGUGUCCUGUCACACAUCCUGUCACCAUCCUAUCCCGUGUCCCGUCAUACACCCUGUCCCAUGUCCUGCUGCCCGUGUCCUGUCACACAUCCUGUCACCACCCUGCUGUCCCGUGUCCUGUCACACAUCCUGUCACCAUCCUGCUAUCCCGUGUCCUGUCAUACACCCUGUCCCAUGUCCUGCUGUCCCGUGUCCUGUCACACAUCCUGUCACCGCCCUGCUGUCCCGUGUCCUGUCACACAUCCUGUCCCACAUCCUGUCCCAUGUCCUGUCCCACAUCCUGUCACGUCCUGCUGUCCCAUGUCCUGUCCCACAUCCUGUCACCAUCCUAUCCCGUGUCCUGUCCCACAUCCUGUCACCAUCCUAUCCCGUGCCCUGUCCCACAUCCUGUCACCCGCCCUGCUAUCCCGUGUCCUGUCCCGUGCACUGUCCCGUGUCCUGUCCCGUGCCCUGUCCCACAUCCUGUCACCAUCCUAUCCCGUGUCCUGCUGUCACCCUGCCCCGCUCUCACCACGUCUGGGGGCAGCUUCCCUCCGAGUGCUGCUGGCCUGGUCUUUCCAAGCAGCCCGCAGGGGCAGCGAUGCUGCCACCCCAUGGCACAGGUGAGCCCCUGAGGCUCAGUGUGCGCCUGGCCCAUGUGGGGAGAGCCUGUUCGCAGCACCCCGGCCCCUGCUGGGGCAGUGACCGACACAGUGUCCCCAGGCUGCUGGCCCGGGGGCUGAGGCGGGCAGGGCCUUGAGCCCCAUCCCGUGUCCGUGCCGGCCGCCUCCGUGCCCUCCCCAAUUCACCUGUACCGGGCUCCCUGCCGCACCAGUAGCCCCCUGCCCUGGGCAGCGUGGGGCUGCAGGGCCCUGACCCACCGCUGGC